AUGUUUAUUACCCGGAAAACUAUCCCGUAUCAUCUGAAACCGCUAGACAAUAUCGCUGUUCGUUUUGCUACCACACAUUUUGGUUUCCAAGAAGUCGAUGAAAAGGAGAAAAGUAGGAAGGUACAUGCCGUAUUCACGAGCGUUGCUGACAAGUAUGAUUUGAUGAAUGAUGCGAUGUCGAUGGGCAUUCAUCGGCUAUGGAAGGAUCACUUUGUUAGAAACCUAGGACUUACGGCAAAUACCUCGAUGGUUGACGUUGCAGGAGGCACAGGUGAUAUUGCUUUUCGUGCCGUACGGGAGAUACAAUCCAAAAAAGGUACAGGUUCAGUAACUGUCUGUGACAUCAAUGAAAAUAUGCUUAAAGUUGGUCAGCAACGCGCAAUAGAUGAUCUAUCAGUUUUGAAAGCUCGAUUAAAAUGGGUGUGUGGGGAUGCUGAAGCAUUGCCAUUUGAUGAAAAUUCAUUCGAUCUCUAUACAAUAGCUUUUGGGAUAAGGAACUGUACGAACAUUGAUAAGGUACUGAAAGAAGCAUAUCGUGUUCUUCGGCCAGGAGGCAAAUUUGCUUGUCUGGAAUUUAGCCGUAUCAAUCCGUUAUUGAAACCGUUCUACGAUUUUUACAGUUUUCAAAUUAUUCCUGUUAUGGGGCAAGUUAUUGCUGGUGAUUUUCAUAGUUAUUGUUAUUUGGUGGAAAGCAUACGGAAAUUUCCGCAUCAGGAUAAAUACAAACAGAUGAUUGAGGAGGCUGGUUUCAAGGAUGUGAAGUACAGCAAUCUUUCAUGCGGGAUUUGUGCCAUCCAUAUCGGCAUGAAGAGUGAUGGCAAUAAGUAG
This is a messenger RNA of Cercopithifilaria johnstoni, 828 nucleotides long. The record is from the annotation of a GenBank genome assembly. NCBI's taxonomy places the organism in Eukaryota, Metazoa, Nematoda, Chromadorea, Rhabditida, Onchocercidae.